CAGCUGAUAAAUUGGUCAGUUGCUAACGGUAUUCGUAAAUCUAUACAACAAAUUUAAUAUACGCUAAUAAUAAUAUAUACGCUAGCAAAAAUGUCUGAAUUUAGUUUUGAAGGUGACGUAAACAGUCUGUCUGCAAAACAACAAGAAUUUCUUCGUGAAGUACUCAAAGAUCGUGGAUAUACUGAAGGCAAAGUGGUCAUAGAAGCUGUAGGCAAAGCUGGUGAUAAUUAUGUAGCUAGUGUAAAGAGAAUUACUGUUGAAGGAAGAGACGGCAGCAUAUUCAAAAUUAUAGCUAAAAUAGCUCCGACCCAAGAGAUGAUGCGAGUUCAAAUGCAAGCAUAUUUAUUAUUCCGUAAUGAGGCCGUAAUGUAUAGUGAAGUUCUGCCACAAUUUGUAGAACUCCAAAGAGCGGAAGGUGUUCCAGUAGAAGACCAGCUGCAAUACGCAGAGUGCUAUGGUAUAUUACUAGACGAACCAGAUGAAAUUAUUCUUUUAGAAGAUCUACUAGAAUCAGAUUUCAGAAUGCUCGAUAGAUUUACAUCCCUUACGAAUCAAUGUAUCAAACUCAGUCUUAAAAAUUUGGCAAUUCUUCAUUCUUUGUCGUUGGUGACGAAAAAACAGAAUCCGGACGUGUUCGAGGGCUACUAUAAAAAACUUAUUGAUAGUUUCAAAAUUAUGAUCGACAUACCUGAAUUCAAAUCCUACCUAACAGCUAUGGAAAACGAUGCGAUUGAAAUUAUGAACAAUAGUAAAUAUAAAAAUGCUAUUCGUGGCUCCUUAUCUAACAUGUUAGAGUUAUAUGGAAAAAUUAUCAAAGGUGAUGAGAAACUAAAAUACUCAGUUAUAAUACAAGGAGAUGGUUGGACUAAUAAUAUAAUGUUUAAAUUACAGGACGAAAUCCCUGUUGAAGCCAUAAUGAUUGAUUACCAAAUGUCAAGAGUAUCUAAUCCAGUAUGUGAUAUCCUUUACAUGAUUUUCAACUGCACUGAUUAUGAAACAAGACGUGCCCAUUAUCACGAUUGGAUCGAUUACUACCAUUUGCAAUUGGAGGAGUCUUUAUCAAACUUCGGCAUAAAAGCUGACUUCAUAUUUUCGAGAGAACAACUCGAUGCUGAUUUGAAAAGAUAUUCAAAGUUAUUCUUUGGAACAUCAGUAAUGAUGAGUACUAUGUUGAUCAGAAAAUCAGAAGACGCUGCAAAGUUACAUGAUGCGAUGAAAAACUCAACAGACAUGGAGAAAGUUGUGGAAAGUUUUCAAAUGAAAGACUUAGACAACGAUUCUCUUUCAAGAUUCAGGAGGAGAAUAGAAGGAUUGGUAGAUUCCUACCGCGAUCUGGGAUACAUUGCAUGAAAUGGCAAUUGUGAGUAAUUAGUGGUGAUAUAGAGUACUAACUACAUUAUGUAACUAUAUAUAUAUGUCAAUUUACACUUUAUACAUUAUAAUGAAACAGUAUUAUUGAUAGCGAAUAAUUUAGGACAUAACAAUAUAAUACUUAUCUUAUUUACAUUUAUUGACUACAAGCCGUAUGUUAUCUUAUUUAUAUUCAAAGUACUAUACAUACAAGAACACCACUGAAUAUCUAUUGUUGUGAAACCAAAGCCGAAGUUAUUAUAUUAAUUAUUUUACUAUUUUCACUGGUCUAAAUAUUCUAAAUACGUAAAACAAACUCAAACCAUUUAUAACUCAAGAACGGAUAGAAUGAUUUUAAUGAUCUCUGAUUUGUUGGAUUCGUCUCCGCUCACAGUAGCAGAAUAAUUAUUAAUAUAUCGUAAAAAUUCAGGAUAAAAGUUAAUACGAUAUUAUUUGAUUGUUACGCGGUACGUAAUUCGCAAGGAUAGCUUGUAAAAUAUAUUUUUAGUACUACCGUAUUUGUUCAAUAUUUUUUUUUACUUUUUAUUUAUUUUUUAACGGCAAAUCUUCGACUGUUUUUAAAUGGUCAUUUUUCUACGUAACCCUAAAAGGGGCCGUACCUAUAUGUAUUUUAAGUUACACUUUAUUAGUCAGUAAUUUUAAAUGUCGAUAUUUAAAUAAACCUGUUUAUUUAAAAUGUAUUACUUCAUUUUCCUCAAAUUCAUCUUACAGUGUAUCAAAUAUUGACUAAUGUAAGUCAGUCAGGAAUAAGUUCGCUAUUGAUCACUGUAUAUUUUCUGUUACUGUAUUUAUAAUUCAUCUUAUCAGCCAUUAACUGUCCAUUGCUGAACAUAGGUUUUGCAAGUAGUUACAAAACAUGUUUAACAGGUGGGUUAACGACCGCAGUUAAAUUUUGAUGAUAUUUUAAGAGGAACGCUGCUGCUCAUCCCUCGGCCAAUAAGGUUCCUUAGUCGCCUCUUACGACACCCACGAAAAAGGAAGGUGUCACCCAUUCUAUAUCGAGACUACACGGCAAUAUUUUUAUAUAUUAUAUGAGUAUAAAAUUUAAAGAAAAUAAAAUAAACUUUUUAUACUUCAUUAUGCAAAAAUCACAAUAAAAUUAUAAAAUAACUCUAUUAAAAUAUACGUAUGUCAAUCCGGUUAUUUUUAUAUAUAUUCUUUACUGCAUUUGUUAAAAAAAAAACGAAAAGAAAUGGAUGGGUACGGACACGAAAGUUGUCUACAAGACAAUUAAAAUAUCAUACGUACUUAAAAAAACAUUAAAAAUAAAACAUAAGCGUUGAAAAUUACCUGGUUAGGUACAUAUAUAUAUAAAUAAAUACAUGAAUAUAUAUAAAUAAAUACAUGAAUAAUGGUCCGAAUUAAAAACAAGCUACAUACAUCUGCUAAACAAAUUGAAUUUUUCUAAACUCUAACAAAGUUGUUGUUAUAGUUUAGUUUCAAUGAAUAUGUUUGCGGUCAAUGACAAAUCUAUAAAGAAGUUAUCAAUUCGUGUGUAUUCGAAUGUUAUCUCAUAUCUCCUUCAUACACGAAUGAGGGUCAUCCACGUAGAACACGUUUUUAAAUUUUAUUAUGAAAUUUCUAUCAAAAUAUGAAUUAAAAAAAUUAUGGAUUUUUUAUCAAAAUAUAAUCAAAGUAAGGUCUCUUUUUAUAACAUGAAAAUGGGAUGGUAAUCCCACCUGCACUAUUGGUAUCCGCUAGCAGGGUUUCGGUAUAUGAUGACAUUAUAUAACCUAUGUUGAUGAUAAGUGAUGACGAAGUCUGCUCUUCGUGACAACUUUUACUAUUUUAUUCCGAUUAUUUAUCCAAUCUCGUAGACUAAAAUGAUUUAACACGAAUAAUUCUUAUUCACACCAUCUAUACACGUGGAUAUAGUAAGAGGUGAUUAAGGAAACUUGAUGGUCGAUGGAUGAACAGCAGCGUCUCUUCAAACAUCACUAAAGACAUUACAAUUGCCAACCUGCCUGCCAAGCAUGGCAACUACUGGUAAAACUCCUUUAUAUAUAGGGUCUAUGUUCAAAUUCAAAUUCAAAUUCAAAAAUCAUUUAUUCAUGUAGGACAUUUUAGCCGCUUAUGAACGUCAAAUUUUUACAUUAUAAUUUUAUUUUUUUCCCUACCGUCCAGUUCGGUAUAUAGAUCCAAUUGAGAAGAACUGGCAAGAAACUCAAUUGAAUUACUUUUUUUUUUUAAAGCCAGUUUAUUUACAAUGUAUAUUUAUAUAGGUGUCUAUGUCUAACAUUAAAUGAAAAUGCAGUGCAUGAACAACUAUUGCCAUGCACACUCGUCAUUCAAGUAAUCGUUUAGUGAGUAAUAGGCUUUGCUCAGUAAAUAUGAUUUAACAGAUAUUUUGAAUUUAUUUAAGGGUAAUUCCAACAUAUCCUUUGGUAUCUUAUUGUAAAUUUUUAUACCUAUUCCCAUAAAAGACCUAUUAACUUUUUCUAAACGAUACUUGGGGACAGCAAGUUUGUCUUUAAAUCUAGUAUUAAUAUUAUGAAUAUUGCUGUUUUUUGGAAAUAAGUCAAGAUUUUUAUGAACAUAUAGGAUAUUUAAAUAUAUAAAUUGAGAAGCAACGGUGAGAAUAUUUGCCUCUUUGAAUUUCUCUCUUAAUGAGUCACGACUCUUCAUACAGUAGAUCGCUCGAACGGCACGUUUUUGUAAUAUGAAUAUAUUCUUAAUAUCUGCCGCUUUUCCCCAUAGUAAUAUUCCAUAAGAGAGUAAACUAUGAAAAUAACUAAAAUAGACUAAUCUAGCAGUAUCAGUAUCAGUGUACUGUCUAACCUUACGCACGGCAAAAGCUGCUGAACUUAGUUUCGCUGCAAGGCUUUGAAUUUGUGCACCCCAUUGUGUUUUAUUAUCUAGUGUGAUUCCUAGAAAGACAGUAGAUUCUAUAAAUUCGAGAGUUCCCCAGUGGUCAGUUAACAUUUGAUAAAGCAUCUAUCGCCGUAUAGGUCCCGGUAUAGGUAUAGAAUAGGCCAACCCUUCUUUUUCCGUGGAUGUCGUAAGACUAAAGGAACUUAUGGUUUUUACCAGAGGGAGACUUUGUACAAAAGUCGAUUGCUUGGGUACCUCUGUCCCAUUCGUGUUUCUACUGUGAAGCAGUUGUAUUUACAUGCCUGUGUUUCGGUUUGAAGGGUGGGAUAUGUCGUGAAUUUACAGGGUACAGAGGAAUAACACCUAAGUCCUCAGGAAUGGCAACGCAUGGGGGGUAUCAUGGGCGAAACAGAAUACUCUGUUAUGUCCAUGGUACUGCUCAUGUCUAUUGGCGACGGUUACCAUUUUCCAUCAGGUGGGCCGUCAGCUUGUUUGCCAUUCUAAGUUGUAUAAAAAAAAUGGUCGAGGGAUGGGCAACAGCGUCCCUCUUAAAACAUCACCAAAGGUCUUACUGCGAUUGGCAACUUACCUGCCAAAUAUGGGGGAGACCUAUAUAUUUAGCAGUUCAUAAUAUAUGACUGGUAUGGUAUAGUAUGACAACUAUACCUUCAGAAGACGUAGAUGGCUAUUGCAUUUUUUUUUUCAUCUGGCAACAUGAUUUAUUCAGUGUCACAAACCACUAAAAUAAAAUGAAGGAAAACACCAAAACGAAUACGUGACAAUUGUUUUCGUAUGAAUAUUUACCAGUACGUACACGAGAGAAAUUUGCAAUUUUUUGCUACACGUAGUCUGUAGCCUCCCAUGGGCGCAAUCCUUUGAUUUAUAUGUAUUUCUCUCCUUCUUUGGCUGUUAUUUCUACAUUACCGGUUACGUAAAUUCAAACGUUUGUAAAAAAUAUGAUGCAUCGCUCUGCUCGUUUUUUUAUUUCUGUUACAAAUAUUCACACAAAGGGUUUAUUUUCACAUUAAUAUUUCUAACUCACUCCCCAAAUCCCACGGGUCUCUUUACAUUAUCAGUUGACUGGCGAUGAAAAAGUUUUAUAUAAUUUAACCUGGUAUUAUUUUAAUAUAUUUAAAAAUAUAUUCACCCUGUAUUAACUAUAUAUAAAUUAUGUUGAAUCCUUACUAAUAAAUGUGAAAGUGAG
Messenger RNA from Galleria mellonella (greater wax moth), 5386 nucleotides. RefSeq lists its product as uncharacterized. Lineage: Eukaryota; Metazoa; Arthropoda; Insecta; Lepidoptera; Pyralidae. The record is from RefSeq and is a predicted model, not a curated record. The transcript is spliced from 2 exons. The coding region runs from base 91 to 1350 and encodes 419 amino acids.